Messenger RNA from Pseudophryne corroboree (corroboree frog), 2989 nucleotides. RefSeq lists its product as uncharacterized. The coding region runs from base 74 to 1036 and encodes 320 amino acids. The record is from RefSeq and is a predicted model, not a curated record. NCBI's taxonomy places the organism in Eukaryota, Metazoa, Chordata, Amphibia, Anura, Myobatrachidae. The transcript has 7 exons.
AUGGGUACAUUUUAAACCAGGAGCGUUGGGCUGCCUUGAGGAGCGCGUUUGGGAACCUCUGGUCCUGGUUAGAAUGGGGUGCUGCCAGCGAACAUCCGGACGCCUAGGACUGCCUGGAAAAGGAAUAUCUGGAGAGGAAGAGAGAGACGCGUGUUCCAGAAACAGCCGUGAUAACACCGCCACAGCACUUCAGUGUCUUACUGCACAGCUUCUGAGGACCCAGAGAUGCAUAAAAGACCUACACGGCGAGAGAUGGCUGCUGAGGAGACAAUUAAUCCGCUGGACUGGAGCCGUGCAAGUUCUCCGGGAGUCUCAAGAAGAGAAUCGCUGCAAAUUACAGGCUGAGAUCCGGCUGUUAGCGGAGAGUAAUGAGAGUAUACGGAGAGAGCUGCAGGGGCUGCACCAGCACGCUGCAUACAGUAGGGCACAGACGCCAGCGACCAAUGCAAGAACCGGAUUGAAAUGUGAAGCGAAGGAGCCGCCAGCAAGGGCAAAAGAUGUAAUUAAGUUCUCCAAGUUGAAGCAUGGACUGAGUAUAAAGAAUAAAAAGGUUUUAAACUAUAUGAAUUGGGAUGCCGCUGCUUUUACCCCAAUGGGAGAACAUUGCAGUAGAAGCCAGAGAGACCGCCAUGGCACGUGCUCCACAAUACGGACAGAAAAUGACCAUUUCAAGGCGCAAAACAGACAGACGCUAAAACAUAUGAGACACUUAUGUGAGUCUAUCAAGGCCGCUUCCGGUCACAAAGAUAAACAAAAAACGGGAAGCGUCCAUUGUCCGGGAGAUGAUGGGAUGAGGCCGGAGAAAUGCAGCUGGACAAUGGAAGAUGGGAUAGAGAGUCCUUCAGCACUUCCACCCAUGAGGACGGAAGAAGGGCACCUACAGGAGCUCAUAGACAAACUGAAAGACGCAUUGUCUCUGCAGAUAAAGCCAGGUCAACUCCCUGGUGUCAAACUGGAGUUAUUACAUGCAGCGGGACAAGUUUGCAGUUCUUACUCGGACUUUAUAAGCAAAUUUGUGGAAGCAACACCAAUAUAAUAUGGUAGCUUGUGUUUUAUAUACUGGAUAUGGUACUAAUAGGUGACGUUACAUUAUAUAGAACUGUUUGCAUUCGCACACAGCACAGUGCCGCAGCAGCGUUCCAUGCUGAAUUAGGCCCUAUGUGCGGUCAGAAGUAGUUUAAUGGUAUACAGCAAAAGGGAAAUAGAAUAAUCAGUGGUUGCCACCUGGUCUCACACAAUCAUUCAGCUGACGAGGAAUGUUUUUUUUUUACCAUGGGGGGAAUCCUAUUCCCCGUGAAGGGCGCGAGUUGCGAUUAUAGUAACGUACAGACACUAGUCUGGUAAAUGGUUUGCAGCUGCUCCUCCCGUCCUCUGCCUUGUGGCUGGCACCGACUCUACAGUGAUGUGUAGCCCCACCCCCCUGUUCAAACUCCACCCCCCUCUCACUUUCUGCAGCUCGCAUUCCACUCCAGCACUGCUGCUUUAAGUAACGGCAGGGUGCCUGAGAGUGGGGGGCCCAGGGCACUUGCCCCAUGUGCCCUUUCCUGAAUCUGUUCGUGGGCGUAUCGCUGAACAGGUUGCGUACACAGAUGCUUAAUCACUCACAUUGUAGGCCAUACUACAUCUACCACAGGGCUGAUGGGGAACAACAUGGGAAAACUCACAUUGUUAUUAUAGAUUAAUGGUGGUCAUUCCGAGUUGUUCGCUCGCUGCCGAUUUUUGCAGUGCAGCGAUCAAGUGAAAAAAACUGCAAAAAUGCGCAUGCGCAUGGUACGCAGCGCGCAUGCGCUAAGUACUUUCACACAAAACUUUGUAGAUUUACCGAAGCUCGAGCGACUUUUUUCAUCGCUCGAGUGAUCGUAGUGUGAUUGACAGGAAGUGGGUGUUUCUGGGCGGAGACUGGCCGUUUUCAGGGAGUGUGCUAAAAAACGCAGGCGUGCCAGGUAAAAACGCAGGAGUGGCUGGAGAAACAGGGGAGUGGCUGGCCGGACGCAGGGCGUGUUUGUGACGUCAAACCAGGAAUUAAACGGACUGAGCUGAUCGCAGUCUAGGAGUAGGUCUGGAGCUACUCAGAAACUGCAGGGAAUUAUUUAGUAGCAAUUCUGCUAAUUUUUCGUUCGCAAUUCUGCUAAGCUAAGAUACACUCCCAGAGGGCGGCGGCCUAGCGUGUGCAAUGCUGCUAAAAGCAGCUAGCGAGCGAACAACUCGGAAUGAGGGCCAAUAUCUAGUCUAUAGUUAGGUAUGGUUUUGUUUUUUUGUUUGGCUACUGCAGCCAUUCCACUUCUGUUUUUUGGAAUUACUAAAAGAAAACCAUUUGUCCUGAAUGGAGUUUCUAGUCAUUUCCAAGUUCUGGAGUCUAGAGUUCCCCUGGCUUCUCAGCGGGUUGAUUAUGAAUAGAUAACGUUUCUUCUCACCAAAAAGAAUGCAAUAGAAUAUUAUAUUCUGUGUGCCUGGCACAUCUGUGAUGACCGGUCCCUUUCACGGUCGCCGCAGGCCCGACACCCAAUACUGAUACAGACACAACGGCAUCGCAAAUGGCAGCUGAAGCCAGCAGGGCUACAAAACCUAACAGAGACUGUAUCCACGUGAUAACUCGUCAGUGUAUUACUGUAUGUCCGAUACAGUAUACUAUGUUGUGUGGGGUAACUGAGGCUAAAUGGAUACACACAAACAUAGCUAGGGAGUGUUGCAAGUGUGUCAUGGGUCAGACACACUCACUCAGAUCAUACUCAAAUGGAGAAACUGCACAUACCAUAGGGCCAUGCCUAUUUUUGAAAACUAGAUCCAGGGAGAUUAUAGUAGAAUGUGCCCUUGAGGUGGGCGUAUCUAGCUCCACCCAAAGGGCGUGUCUAGCUCCACAUAUGGGCGUGAACAUUUCUGCCUGCAAUACUGGAUUUCUUGUUUGCAACUACUUGCCAUGAUAUAUCUUUUCUUCUCACUCAAUAUACGAUAAAUGUGAUGUCUAUGUAAUAAAUUCCAAAUGCAAUUU